GCCUCGCGUGCACUUUCGGCCUCCCCCCACUCUCCCGACCUUCCCGCGCGGUCCUCCCGGGCCUCUCUUCCCCCAGCCCCAGCGUCGGGCCCGAGUGAGAGGUUCCGGAGCCCGGGCGAGGGCGGGGUUCCCGUGUCGACGCUGCCGGCCCGCCCGCCCCAGCCCACGCCGCACGGCGCCGGGAGCUUCAGCUGCCCUCUGGUGUGCAGGUUUGCCUCGGAGGGUCGGCGGGCCGCGCUGCGGGGAGGAGGCGUGCUGGCAGGGUUCGUCCGGCCGGCCCCCGGCCGCCGCGGCCGCCCUCGCCCUUGGGAAUCCUUGGCUGCCCAGACGGAAGGGAAGUACGCGCCGGAGAGCCCGCUCCGCAUUUCGAUUCAUCUCGGGCCCUGUCAGGGUCACAUCUUGUGAAAAUACCUGUAAAAUCAAUUUAACGUUCAGUGCAGCGUGUAAAGACAGCUCUAAGAAUUUAAAAGACGCCUGAGUCAGAACAUUUAAAUGCUUGGGUCCCUGUAGCAGCGUUUUAACACGUCUGAGUGCAGAGGGUGGAGAAUCGAGCCUGAUUGCCGCCUUCGUUCACGCCCUGUAACAUUUUAAAAGGGUAAAGAAAGGCACUCCAAGAAAACCCAAGUGGGCAGCUCCCCUAGGGAGCGAAGAACAGCUGACUUUUGAAAUUUGUGUUGGUUCUCAUUUCCGUGUGCGAAAUUUGCCUGCAGAACUUAGAUCAACGAUAAACAGAACUGUUAAAACACUGGGCUUAACUAACUAGUGGCUUUUGUUGACAAGUCGAUUAUGUUAUUAAUUCUUGGUGUCUCAGCCAAGGCAGGAUUCAUUAUCUCCGUUUUGCAGGUGGAAGAAAGUUUGGCACAAAAAACACAUUUCCCUUAAAUUCACACAGAAGGGACUGACUGCAGAGCUGCAAAUUAAGUCUUAGCAUUCCGGCUUCUCAUCUGUGUUCCCCUCUGGACCACGUUACAAAAUAGAUGAGUAGUUACUUUGAUGCUACUCGUAAAACGAGGGAGUAAACUAAAUGUUCUGUGAACUUAAAGUGUUAAAUCGUAAUAACCUUCAGUGUCUUCUGCUUUGAGAGACUCAGCUGCCCUUUGGAGUUGAUACCUUCCAGAGGGGAGUGGGUGGAGCAAAAAAAAAAAAAAAAAAAGGAAAGGAAAAUCACGUCACGGGAAAUAUUUAGUCCCCAGAGUCCACAAAUUGUGCCCACUUUUACUGCCCCUUUGUGUUGAUGUCAUACUUUGCAGUGUAUUCCAUGUUCUGGCAAAACACCCGAGGGCUCCCAUCCCAACCUCAGCUGCCUUAACUACACCUUUGCGUUGCUCUUUUGGCACUGACCUCUCUGUCCGUCUUCUUGUCAUGCUCUUUCCUCCAGGUGCUCCUUACUAAUGCUGUUACGUGAAAACCAGUUGUUGUUGUUCAAGUGUGGAAUGAUUGGUCGCUCCUGAAGGAUGAUUCUAGAGUUAAUGAUCAAAAACUACCAACAGAUUUUAGAUGAAAGGACAAGUUAAAGAAGCUCAAGAAACUAUUGUGGAAUUUGAUAGCUGAGUUAUUUGGGGGAAGAAAGCAGACAUUGACUCCCCCCACCCCCCGUUUCCCCAAUUCACUCAUAACUGGAAAGCAGCAGCCCAGUUUUAACUUGGACAUAAUGUUGAGGGGAGGGGAGCAUCCUUCCGUUUAGUGAAUUGGAAAAUUUUCUUUCCAAAGGAGGCUCCUUUUUUGACAGCUUGGAACAAGUGGAAACAUUUAUGUGCUUAGAAUGCAAAUUGUUUUGCCACUUAUAAGUCUGCCCAUAAAAUCUGUACAGGAGCGUGGGACCCAAGUUCCACACAUAAGAAUUUCAAGAAAAUCAGAUGGCUUCCGGGGAUUUCUGCUCCCCCGGAGAAGGGAUGGAAAUACUCCAAAAAGUGUGUAGCAAACAGCUUCCUCCUUGUAACCUGAGUGAAGAGGACCUGUUACAGAACCCACACUUCAGCAAACUGCUGCUGGGUCUGUCCCAGCACAUGGAUGAGAGUGGCUUAAGCCUCACCCUGGCAAAGGAGCAGGCUCAGGCAUGGAAGGAAGUUCGACUGCAUAAGACAACAUGGCUGAGGUCUGAGAUUUUACAGAGAGUCAUUCAAGAGCUGCUUGUGGACUACUAUGUGAAGACACAAGACACAAAUUUAACUUCUGAGGACAAAAAGUUUCACGAGACCCUGGAACAGCGGCUACUUGUGACUGAACUGACCCGACUGUUGGGUCCCAGCCGGGAGAGGGAAAUGCCUCCACUGCUGGGGCUGGAGAAGGCGGACCUUCUGGAGCUCAUGCCCCCCUCCGAGGAUUUUGUGUGGAUGAGAGCCCGGCUCCCACCGGAAGUGGAGGAGCAGCUCAAGAAGAAAUGUUUCACCCUGCUCUGUUACCAUGACCCCAAUUCCGAUUCAGACAGUGAAACCUUGAAGGCAGCGAAGGUGUGGAAACUGGCAGAGGUCCUGGUGGGCGAGAAGCAGCAAUGCCAGGAUGCCAAGAGCCAGCACAAGGAGCAGAUGGUGCUGCUCGAAAAGAAGAGCGCCACCUACUCCCAGGUGCUUCUGCGCUGCCUUGCCCUGCUGCAGAGGCUUCUCCAGGAGCACCGGCUUAAGACGCAGUCUGAGCUGGACCGCAUCAACGCCCAGUACCUGGAGGUCAAGUGCAGUGCCAUGAUCCUUAAGCUGAGGAUGGAGGAGCUAAAGAUCUUGUCUGACACUUACACUACUGAGAAAGUGGAAGUUCACCGUCUCAUUAGGGACCGUUUGGAGGGGGCCAUUCGCCUACAAGAGCAGGACAUGGAGAAGUCCCGACAGGUCCUGAGCACCUAUGAGGUCCUUGGGGAGGAGUUUGACCGGCUGGUAAAGGAGUACACUCAACUCAAGCAGGCGACUGAGAACAAGCGCUGGGCCCUCCGGGAGUUUAGCAAGGCCUGCCGCUGAGCGCUGCCUCGUGGGGGUCCCGAGGCGGACUUCCGCGCACGCGCGCUGUCUCCCCCACCUCCUGCCCAAAGGACCACCUCCACCUGAGGCCUGCUUUCACUCCGGGAGUGUGGGGACGCUUGCGGGAAACAGUGCAGUGGGUUAGAUACCGUCCUGGUUUUUCUUCCUUGUUUACAGUGACUGAGUCUCUUCGGGGAAAUGGAGCAGAUUUAUAUAAUUCUGUGUGCAGCUAUUUGUCAGUGUCGGCCCGGUAUUAUAUUUGAUUAUCUCCUGAAUAAAGUGAUGAUGCUUCCUUUGGGCACAGAUGAGAAAA
This is a messenger RNA of Ailuropoda melanoleuca (giant panda), 3261 nucleotides long. RefSeq names its product HAUS augmin like complex subunit 4 (gene HAUS4). The transcript has 10 exons. Gene Ontology annotation, cellular component: HAUS complex. Gene Ontology annotation, molecular function: microtubule minus-end binding. Lineage: Eukaryota; Metazoa; Chordata; Mammalia; Carnivora; Ursidae. The record is from RefSeq and is a predicted model, not a curated record. Bases 1857 to 2948 code for a protein of 363 amino acids. Gene Ontology annotation, biological process: spindle assembly; centrosome cycle.